AUGGCCCCAAUCGAUCCACCCUCAAUCCACACCGCCACAUCCCUCCCCCAACUCCACUCAGCCCUCGACGCCCUCUCCACCCUCGAUGCCUCAUUGACCGCCUCCCUCAAACUCCACCUCGCAAACCGUGCCGCCCUCGACACUGAACUUCGAGCACUCACCACGCAUCGCGCACGGUUGAUUGAUGCUGGGGAAGUUGUGGGGAGGUUGGGUGAGGUCGUGGGCAAGGCGGGGAGGGGCGCGGAGAGUGUUGGCGCUCGCGUCCGCAACCUUGAUCUCGAAGGCCAGAGGGUACGGGAGACUCGGGAAGUCGUGAUAGCAACCCAAGACCUUAAAGACUCAAUUCGGGACAUUACGACGGCACUGGAGGCCCCGGUGCCGGACUACACGAGGGUGAUUGAUGCGUUGGAGCAUGCGUUGGCACAUCCGGGGAGUGUGUUGGAGUCGCCGUUCGCGGCGGCGGUUGUGCCGAGUGAGGCUGCGCCGUUACUGCCUCAUGAGACAAUUGCCAAUGCGGGGGAGAAGUUGGUUGGGGUUGUUGAGAGUGAGUUUUGGGCUGCGGUAAAGAGUGGAGAUUCUGGUGCUGCUGAGACAUGGAUCCGCACAUUCUCCAGAAUCGGAAAACCCAAUAUCGGCGUCUCUGUCUACCAAAAAUUCGUCGUCGACCUAACCGUACAAAAACUUAAGUCCAUCACCAUCUCCACCCCCGACCCAUCGACCUACCCCACAACAUUCGGUACCCUCCUCUCCAUCCUCGCCAAACUCCUCACAACCCAUACGCCCAUCAUCGCAUCCACCUUCGACAUCCACUCCGCAUUGGAGAUAGCACGAAAGUUACAGAAUGAGGGGGAUAGGCGUGGUGCGUUGAUCCUGAACUCGCAUUGGGAGGAGAGAGGGGUCGAACGCGCGAUCGGGCGGACGCGGGGGUGGGGGUGGGAGAAGCUCACCGAGGCAUUUACGGGGGGAGAAAAGAAGAUGAGGGGGGUUGCGCAGAAUGCGCUGAAGGGGAGUUUGAGCGCGGCGGUUAGUAGGGUGGCGAGUCCGGCGCCGGGAACGGGCGGGCGACGGAGUUUGGACGCGCGAGAUAGGGAAGGGGGAAGUGUUGAGGACGUCUUGGGUGCGGAGGAUGUUAGGGAGUUGGAUUUAUUGAGUGUGGAACUGGGUACGUUUUUGGCGCGAUGGAAUGCCUAUACGGGAUAUGUGGAGCAGAAAGUCGAGAUCGAUGGCAUCAACACUGUAUUGGCCGAGAGUGCGUUGGAGAAAAAAGUCGCGGAGAGGGUCUUGGGGGUUUACGUCGAACUCACAACGCACCUAUUGAGAAGGAAUUUGGAAAAAGCGUUCGUGAUGGAGGAGAAACUGGAGCAGAUCACAUCUGUGGUCGACGACCUAUUCUACAUCACCAAAUCCCUCCUCUCCCGAACGUUGGCGACGGGUGACGUCUGCGCCAUCCGAGGCGUCGUCUCCGGCCUCCGUCGGAUUCUGGAAAGUGAUUUCCUAGGUGUCGCUCGUCGUCGAGUGUCGAGUGGCGUAGUCACGGAAAGAUGUGCCUGGGUCAAUAACCUCUACACCGCACGCAUCUAUCUCGCCCGAGUCAUCGACGAACUCACUGGACGCGCAUUGUCGCCAGAGGAUGUGAAGGAGGUGUUGGAGGAGUUGAGAGGGGGUGUUGAGGGGAGAAUUGAGGGGGUUUGUGGGGAGGGGGUAAGGGGCUUGUUUGAGGGGGUUGUUAAGAGGGGGAUGAGGGGGGUUGUUGAGGAUGCGUUCGCGGGGACGGAUUACACGAGUCCGUCGACAGCGCCCUCGACCGUCGCGACCAAGUUUUCGAAAGCCUACAAUAACCUCCUGGCGCCGCUAUCCAAAGACUUACUACCAGCCCUCCUCACCACCCUCCUCCUAACCCACGCCCUCCCCCACCUCUCCUCCCUCCUCACACAGCACAUCCUAACCAUCCCCAUCCGCGGCGAAAUCAAUUUCAUCAACCUCGAACGCGAUGUCAGUGCCAUUGUCGCUAUCGCGACUGAGCGCGUGGGGUGGGAGGGGAGGGAGGUGUUGAGGGGGGUGUUGGAGGUUGUGGAGGGGGUUGGGGAGGGGAUUGAGGAGGGGAGUGGGUGAGGAGAGGGUUCGAAGGGUUCUGCAGAGACAAUCGAUAGAGCCGUGAGAAGAAGGAUCAGAUUUGGAAUGCUUGAACAACGUAAACGUUACGGCUAGUUCUUUCAGAAUCCCUGAAGGCUUUCCAGAUACCACCAGCACUUCGCGAUCGCGUGGAAGCAAAAGAAUUCCUAAACAGCAAGUUUCCAAUAGCUGAGCUCGAGUGAUGAUCAUACAGCUACUUGCGUCCUCAAGUU
Messenger RNA from Saitoella complicata NRRL Y-17804, 2345 nucleotides. RefSeq lists its product as uncharacterized. NCBI's taxonomy places the organism in Eukaryota, Fungi, Ascomycota, Saitoellomycetes, Saitoellales, Saitoellaceae. The transcript has a single exon. The record is from RefSeq and is a predicted model, not a curated record. The coding region runs from base 1 to 2112 and encodes 703 amino acids.